Molecule: messenger RNA, 1458 nt
Organism: Nematostella vectensis (starlet sea anemone)
Lineage: Eukaryota; Metazoa; Cnidaria; Anthozoa; Actiniaria; Edwardsiidae
Product: F-actin-capping protein subunit beta isoforms 1 and 2
Exons: 11
Coding region: 160-975 (271 amino acids)
Biological process (GO): regulation of lamellipodium assembly; negative regulation of filopodium assembly; actin cytoskeleton organization
Cellular component (GO): cytoplasm; F-actin capping protein complex
Molecular function (GO): actin filament binding
Source: RefSeq, a predicted model, not a curated record
UUCGUUCAUGUUCCGUGGUGGGUCCUGCACGGCGGCCAUCUUGGAAGUUUGUGGCGUUUCCGGCGAAACUUGAAAGUGUAUUUUAUAGCUGAAAAUUAGGUCAUUUAUAUUGAUAUUCCCUCCUAAUUUUGAAGACUAUACCUCAUCUCCACCUUAACCAUGACUGAAAGACAACUGGAUUGUGCUUUGGAUCUCAUGCGGCGCUUGCCUCCUCAACAGAUCGAGAAAAACCUUAGCGAUCUGAUUGAUUUGGUGCCCUCCUUGUGUGAGGAUCUUCUCUCAUCUGUGGAUCAACCAUUGAAAAUUGCACGAGACAAGCAAACUGGCAAAGAUUACUUGCUUUGUGAUUACAACAGAGAUGGGGACUCAUACAGGUCGCCAUGGAGUAACACCUACGACCCACCCUUGGAUGAUGGUGCAGUUCCAUCAGACAGACUACGCAAACUAGAGAUUGAUGCUAACUCUGCUUUUGACCAGUAUAGAGAAAUGUACUUUGAAGGAGGCGUCUCAUCGGUUUAUCUUUGGGAUCUAGAUCAUGGUUUUGCUGGUGUUAUACUUAUCAAGAAAGCCGGCGAUGGAUCCAGGAAAAUUAAAGGAUGCUGGGAUUCCAUUCAUGUUGUGGAAGUCCAGGAGAAAAGCAGCGGUAGACAAGCCCAUUACAAGCUUACCUCAACUGCCAUGUUAUGGCUCCAGACUAACAAAGUUGGAUCGGGCAUUAUGAAUCUGGGUGGAAGCCUGACAAGACAGGUGGAGGUUGAUAGUCCCGUCAGUGAUGCUAGCCCCCACAUUGCUAACAUUGGCAAGAUGGUGGAGGACAUGGAAAACAAGAUGAGGAACACAUUGAAUGAAAUUUACUUUGGAAAAACAAGGGACAUUGUAAAUUCUCUGAGGAGUGUAAAUAGUCUUGCUAGUCAAAAUGAUCAGAAGAGAAUGCAAGCAGAACUAUUCCAAACGCUCAAGAACCGCCAGAAGUAAAGACUCCAUGCACAUAUUUUCAGUGCAAAUUGUUUCCUUAGUAAGUGAAAAUCAAAACAGAGGUGGCCUUUACAAUGUCCAGUGGAUAACAAUCACUGGAUCUUCAAGUUUGUAGGCACACUGAUUAGGGGAGUGCUAACUGUACUGAGACCUUGAAAGGAUCAGCUUAGAGUUUGUAUUCUCAAUAUUAGAAUUGAUUUACUAUAACAUUUCAUUGCAUUCCUUGCAAUGUUAUUCCUGGUUAAAGUACUGCCAGUAUAAAUGCAUCUACACAUUCCAUCGUGUACUUGCAUUUAAUUCUGCAGUUUUACGAGGAUCUAGUGCAAAGUUCUAAGUGUUGUUGUUUUGGUUACCUUGUGGUUUCUUUUCUUUGUUAGACUCAUUUGACAUUAAUAAAUUGAUUAAGUAAUUGUAAGUAAUUGAUGUAAUAGAUGAAACAUACUUUGCUAUUAUGGUAUAUGAGAAUAAAACAUGCAUUUCUUA